Messenger RNA from Mytilus trossulus (common blue mussel), 1632 nucleotides. RefSeq names its product solute carrier family 28 member 3-like. Lineage: Eukaryota; Metazoa; Mollusca; Bivalvia; Mytilida; Mytilidae. The transcript has 10 exons. Gene Ontology annotation, biological process: nucleoside transmembrane transport. The coding region runs from base 1 to 1632 and encodes 543 amino acids. Gene Ontology annotation, molecular function: nucleoside:sodium symporter activity. Gene Ontology annotation, cellular component: plasma membrane. The record is from RefSeq and is a predicted model, not a curated record.
AUGGACGAAAACAAAUGCUCCCGUGGACUCAGGAUUUCAUACAGAGUUAUAGCCCUUGUAUUGAUUUCCUCCUAUACAGUAUGUGUGGCAGUGCUAGUUCCAGAUUACCACCAGGCUUUACCAUUUAUAUGUAUCACUUGUUUUGUGGCAUUCUGCCUAUGCUAUCACUAUGCCAAAAAUAAGUUUGGAGAACAAGUUUCUGAAACUUUUUCUAAAAUUUCUCCUCCAAUGGAGUGGAUGAAAUCAAGACAGUUUUCUAUUGGUUCUUACACAGUGGUUAUACUGGCCUGUAUAUGUUAUUUGGUAAUUAGUAACUUGAAUACCAUCGAGAACUUGAUAUCUAUCGCUGGAUUGGUGGUACUUAUAGGGGUAUCCUGGCUGAUUUCUUAUAACAGACGAAAGAUAAACUGGAGGCCAGUAAUAUGGGGUAUCGUGCUACAGAUGGUAUUAGGAUUACUCAUUCUAAGGACAGAGGCUGGGCGGAAAACGUUUUCUUUCCUAGGAAAGCAAGUAGAACACUUCCAGAGCCAUGUUUUAUCAGGAGUCAACUUUGUAUUUGGUGAAAAUUAUGGUGAUUUUGAAUUCAUAUUUAAGCUAAUGCCGACAGUAAUUUUCAUCAAUUCUGUAGUGUCCGUGUUGUAUCAUUUCGGUUUGAUGCAAAUGUUGGUGGAGAAAUUCGCAGUAGUUAUGCAUUUAACCCUGGGAACGACAGCUGCAGAAACUGUCUGUACGGCAGCUAGCAUGUUUCUUGGACAGCCCGAAGCAAGUUUUGCCAUCAAGCCAUAUCUCUCACUCUUAACUAAAUCAGAACUGUUCGCUAUAAUGACAGCUGGGUUUGCAUCUGUAUCAGCGGACAUUUUUGGACUGUUUGUAAUGUAUGGGAUAUCUUCAUCCCAUAUCUUAACAGCAGUGUUGAUGUCAGCACCUGCUGGUUUGGCUGUAUCUAAAAUAAUCUGUCCAGAAACCGAAGAAUCACAGACAAAAACAUGGCGCCAGAUAAAAAGUAUAAAUAGUAGAUCAGAAUCUGCAAACGUUAUUGAAGCUGCAGCAAAGGGCGCACAAGACGCCAUGUUUGUUGUAUUAACAGUAAUCGCUUGCCUUAUAUCAUUUCUCAGUAUUAUAUCUUUUAUUAAUGCCGUGUUGGCUUAUCUGGGUAGUCUGGUAAUGUUGCCAGAUCUCAGUUUAAAUCUCAUACUUUCAUAUGUGUUGAUGCCAUUAGUGUUCCUGAUGGGUGUACCAUGGAAAGAUUGUCAAAUAGUUGGUGAAGUUGUUGGUUUAAAAACUGUCGUAAAUGAGUUUGUUGGCUAUACCAGACUUGGCGAGUUUAUUAAAAUUAAUGCUAUAUCAACCAAGAGCCAAGUAAUUGCUACAUAUGCGUUAUGUGGAUUUUCUAAUCCAAUGACUAUGGGAGUAAUUGUAGGUGGAUUGAGUGUACUCAUACCAGAGAGAAAAAAUAUAGUCUCCGAAAUUGUUGUACGGACAUGGAUAGCUGGGUGCAUUUCAUGUUUUAUGACGGCUUGUUUUGCCGGUUUACUUUAUGACGAAUACAGUCAACCCAUACUUCACAACUCUACACUGACAUCAAAUUAUACAUUAACAACUGAUUUGUCAUACACCAAUGUAUUAAGUUAG